This is a messenger RNA of Lathyrus sativus (Indian pea), 687 nucleotides long. The record is from the annotation of a GenBank genome assembly. Lineage: Eukaryota; Viridiplantae; Streptophyta; Magnoliopsida; Fabales; Fabaceae.
AUGGCAUCUUCUGAAACACCAUCAUCACAACCACCAUCACAAGAAGCUUUUUCAACUCCUAAUUUAGUUCAACAUAAUGUUAGACAAAAGACUGAUAUAGCUUGGACACAUUGUACUAAAAGUCCUGAUGGAAAAACUCUUGUUUGUAUCUACUAUCACAAAGCAUUUGGUGGAGGUGGAAUUCAUAGGGUAAAGCAACACUUGGAUGGAGUAGUAGGAAAUGUUGAAAUUUGUAAGUCAGUUCCUACAAAAAUUCGUUUUCGGAUGAAUCAAUGUCUUAAUGAGCGGAGCAAGAAAAGAAAAACUCCAUAUGUGGCUGAAAGUGAGUCAUUUUCUGCAAAGGAGGGUGAAUUGCAAAUUCAAAUGCACCCACGAAUUGGUGCAUCUAAAAAGAAUGAUGCUCGCAUUGGUACUUAUUUCUUACCCAGAACAACUCCGGGAGCUCAACCUACUUUAAAAAGUGUGAUGCAAAUUAAAGAAGUGGUAGAAAAGUGUGAUAUUGCUAUUGCGAAGUGGUUUAUUGAUGCGUCUAUUCCUUUCAAUGCUGCAAAUUCGCCUUAUUUUCAACCAGCAAUUGAUUCUCUUUGUUGCAUGGGUGCUGGAUACAAAGUUCCUACUAUGCAUGCUCUUCGUGGUAAUUUGUUAAAUAAGUGGGUUGAUGACGUGAAGAUACAGUUAGAGCAAUAA